UUAACUGUUAAACGGUAUUCUAUUUUUUUUUUGGGUCCCCAGGUCUUCAACAAACCCAACCAGUAUUCAUCCCAAAAAAAAUUAUGAAGAAUCUUCGCCAUGAUUUGGGUUGAUUCACUUCUCUUUCUCUAGUUUUCGAGAUCCAUUUCUGGUUUUUUUUUACAGAUUGUGGAUUGGUGGUGUAGAGGAGGAAGCUACAAGGCCAAGGGCCGGGGAGGAAGUAGUGGAAGAUUUCGAUGGAAACGGUAUCGUUUGAGCAUGAGAUUCCGGAGGAUGUAACUUUGGCCCAAUUGUCUAAAUCCCCCAGGCUAAAGCUCAAACAUUCUUCUUCUUCUACCAAUCCGGCCAAGAAGAAGAUUCUUAAGGAGAAAGAAGAAGAGCCUUGUAUUGCCAAGAAACGGAAUCCUGAUGUUCAAAUUAAGUUUGUUGUAUCUGGUCAUGCAAGGAAUUCCUUGAUCAGUCCUAAGCCAAGUAAGGUUGCAAUUCAUGCAUCACCCUUAUCUGGUGAAGCCAAGUCAUCUGCUGUGAUGCGAGGACAGGAGGUUCGAUCAAAUCUAGAGACUGAAUUCCCUAGUUUUGUGAAAUCACUGGUUAGAUCACAUGUUGCAAGCUGCUUCUGGAUGGGACUUCCUGGGCCAUUUUGCAAGUCACAUUUACCAGAUAAAGAUACUACAAUCACUUUGGAGGAUGAAGACGGAAAACGAUAUCAUGUUAAAUACAUUGCAUACAAGACAGGGUUGAGUGCUGGUUGGAGACAGUUUUCUGUUGCACACAAACUGCUUGAGGGGGAUGUUUUGGUCUUCCAAUUAGUUGAACCCACCAAAUUUAAGGUUUAUGUAAUACGGGCAAAUGAUUUGACUGAAGUGGAUGGAGCCCUUGGCCUCUUAAAUUUGGAUUGUCAGUCAAAACAGAGUGAUGCAGAUAAUUAUGCAGAAUUGGGUGCAAUAGAAUGUUACAAUACUAACAGGAAACGUCCAAAGUCUCUUCCUUUAUCUGUUGUCGAGAAGAAAAAGAAAAAGAAGGAUGUUUCCCCUAGAUCAGCUCCUCCUAAGCCUGCAGAUCAAUCUGAAAACGACAGUGACGAAGUUGCUUCUGAAGUUUUGGAAGGUUCCAAGUUAUUGGGGCCAGCAAUUCAAUUUAAGGACAUAAAAUCUUUCAAGAAUUUCAGUAUUCUUGUAGAUGGAUUGCUUGUAGAUUCAGAGAUUCCUGAAGAUAUAAGAAAAGCAUAUUAUAAACUCUGUUGCAGUAAAAAAGCUUUCCUUCAUGAGAAUAUUAUCAAGGGAAUGAAUCACAAAUUGAUUGUUGGGAUCAUCACCGAGACUGUAAAUGUUGCUUCUGCCAUAAAAGCUUGCAAGCUUACUACUUCACUCAGUGAUUUUGCAGCCUGGGACAAGUCUUUAAAAGCAUUCGAGCUUUUGGGCAUGAAUGUUGGAUUUCUACGUGCUCGGCUGUCUCAUCUUACUGGUCUUGCCAUCGACUCAGAAGUCUGCAUAGAUGCAAGGAAGUAUGCUCAAUCCAGAAAAGAGCGAGCUGAUGUUGAAACUGGAAUGAAAGACAUCGAGACAAAGAUUGUGGAAUUGAGAGAUGCAUGUGUUCGGUUUGAUGCAGCUAUUGACAAACUAGGCUCACAAGCAGAAACCUACGAGCGCAAGUUCCACAGAGAGGUUAAAGCAUCUUGGUGACAUUGUCAUCAACUUUAUGUACCAAAAUACAUACCAUAUUUCUAACUUUCCGCCAUGUUUCUUGUCUCACUUCACCUCUAAAAACAAGAAAGGCUGAUAUUGUGUUGUGCGAUCAAAUAGGGGAUUUUAGUUUUGCCACAUCCACCAGCAAAUAUGUUAAUACAUAAUGUUUGCAGAUUCCCUGAUC
This is a messenger RNA of Humulus lupulus (European hop), 1869 nucleotides long. Its product is annotated as B3 domain-containing protein Os01g0234100-like. The record is from RefSeq and is a predicted model, not a curated record. Bases 237 to 1682 code for a protein of 481 amino acids. Gene Ontology annotation, molecular function: DNA binding. Lineage: Eukaryota; Viridiplantae; Streptophyta; Magnoliopsida; Rosales; Cannabaceae. The transcript is spliced from 7 exons.